UUCCACGCUUUUAUGCUUACAGCGGCUACCUUCAAGCAUCAUUGUAAAUUGUUCUUCUCGAAGCAGCUUUCCAAUUCCAAUGACUCUGGUCAUCAAUAUUGUUACUUCCAUCCAGAUAACCAUGAAUUUUUCAUGGCUGCCGGAAAAUACGACUAUGUUAACGACAUCACUCCUGCCAAGGAAUCCUGGGACAUCGUUGUUCGAGUUGUUCGUUUAUGGGCGACAAGAUUCAGGCUUCGGUUAGGAAAGCCCUAUUGUCACGAUUUCAGUCUAAGAUGUGCGAUGGAGCUGUGUAUAAUUUGAAAUCCUUUGGUGUCGCCGCUAAUUCUGGAGCUUAUAGGACUACAAAGCACAAGUUCAAGUUGAAUUUGCAGAGUGGGACGGUUGUUACAAAAGUUGAAACUGAUCUGAUAACGGCCUCUCCUUAUAGAUUGGUUUCUUUUCCAGAAAUUGUUGGGAAAAUUGACAUGGAUUAUUUGAUCGAUGUUGUGGCAAUUGUAUCAUCUGUUGGACGUGAGAGGGUUUAUGAAAGGAACCGUGUAACUACUAGGUUUAAGGUGAUUGAGUUAGAAGCCAAUGGAAUGAAACUUGACUGCACGCUUUUUGGAACUUAUGUUGAUGCCCUUGAUGCGUUCCUCCAAAUUGGAUACACUGGAAAAGUUGUUGUGCUAGCUGAAUAUCUAAAGGUCAAGAUGUAUAAUGGGAAAGUCCAAUUGCAGAAUGCAAUGAACUGUACGAAUCUAAUGUUCAACCCAGAAAUCCCUGAGGCAAAUACUUUAAAACUCAGGUAA
Molecule: messenger RNA, 791 nt
Organism: Vicia villosa (hairy vetch)
Lineage: Eukaryota; Viridiplantae; Streptophyta; Magnoliopsida; Fabales; Fabaceae
Exons: 5
Coding region: 216-791 (191 amino acids)
Source: RefSeq, a predicted model, not a curated record